CGGCGCAUAGCGCCUCUUCACAAUUUGUUAGUUGGUACAGCAUACCUAGAUACGCAUUCUACGCAUAUGAGAGAUAAGUGCAUAGCAUAGGAGAAAACGGAGUAACUGACUCCUGACUCAGUGACUUUGACACCUCCUUACCCCGAUUGGCAGUGUUGUUACCCAAGUGAUACACAACUUCUCGGCGACCGAUCGAUGUAAACAAGUUGAAACACGCGAACAAUAUCGUUUAGUUUGGUUUCGGUCCAUUGAUCAAUUAUUGCAUUCCUGCUUCUACGGCGGGGUUUAAUGUUACGUGAGAAAAAGUACUUGCCACGUACAGUUCUCAAAAUUAUUCUCAAUAUGGUGUUAUUCUGGAAAAAACUUUUUACUCCUCUCCUCUCGCUGCUGCAAAGUGACAUGUGGCUAAUAGGACCUAUAACGGCGUAACGAAAAGCAAAAUGUUCAGUUUUCAUAAACCUAAGGUCUACCGUUCGAGUCAGGGAUGCUGCAUUUGCAAAGCAAAAUCAAGCAGCUCGAGGUUUACUGACAGCAAAAAGUAUGAGGAGGAUUUUAUCAAGUGCUUUGAAUUAAGCGAGCGACGCACAGGAGAGAUUUGCAAUGCGUGUGUGCUUUUGGUGAAAAGAUGGAAGAAAUUGCCUGCUGACACUAAAAAAAAUUGGAAACAUGUAGUGGAUGCACGUGCUGGCCCCGGAAUAAAAUCGCUAACAAAAUUUAAAGCCAAGAAUAAAAAGAAAAAACUGCAGGAUGAAAAAGAAAAACUUGAGAAACUUGUGAAGAAGAAGCACGUUUACCUAAAACGAGACAGAGAGCAGAGUCCUGCCAUGAGCGAUGAUUUGAAUGAUGAUGAUUUUAAUUGUUCUGGAAGCAAAAAUUCGAGUAGAGCAGGCAGCCCUCUAGACCUUAUUUGUGAGACUUCCAUCAAAGAGAGUCUGCUAGCUCUGGCUGUGGCCUACUUUAAACAGGAGGCAAUUUGUUGCGGAAUGGUAUUCAAAGGCCGGAACGGUGAAGUGAUGAUGGACAAGAAACAAAUGAAGCCUUGUUCGGUGAACGUGGUGAAAGCACAACAGCAGCAGAUGACAGUCCUGAGGAAAAGUCCGUCACCUGGUUCAGCGUCGGCGAGUCCCUCGCACAGUUCCGCGUCCACUAGUCCCGCUUACAGUAUGGAAUCAACCGUUGAAUCCUAUUCAGAUUCUGGGUAUGAUGAAAAUUCCAAUGGACUCGGUGAGAGAAAGCUAACUAAAAUAAUUCAAAAUAGCGCGUCUGGAGUGAAAGUUCAGCACUUGAAAGGCGUGCAACUGAAGGCGGUACCGAUCGACGAAACUGUCCGAUUAAAAAGCAGUCAAGAGGUGCCGAUGAAUCUGGUGCCGAUGAAGCCGAUCUCGAUAAUUGCGGCGACAAAUCUUACCAUGAGUAAUCUCACGUUAAGCGAUGGCAGUUCACUUCCAAUUGCUCAGUCCAGUCCAAUGAUGAUAUCAUCCAAUCCACUCGUAGAUUUAGCAAUGCAUGCAUCCUCUAGGCAACCGGUCUAAUGUCAGUCAUCCCGUAGAGUCUUAAUUUAUUGUUUUUCAUGUAGAGUUAGGUUGUACGUUUGCAACAAGGACUUAAACCCCCCCCCGAGAAGAAUGAUCGCGCAUACCCAGAUUUCGAGGGCUAUGGACGGGCUUGUCCGAAAUUUAUAUAUAUGAAGGGUGAUAAUAAUUAUGUCUUGCAAGAUAUGAUUGCAAAAGUUACAAUAUCUCGAUCCAAGGAGACGACGGCACCUUCUUCCAAAAUGAAUUUUUUCAAGUCUCGUCUUAUGGAUCGGGUUCAUCUUACACUUUCGCAGCGAGUACCUUUUUUUUUCUUCUUCUAGCAUCGGGAUCUUUACUUAAGACUUAUAUCGUUUUACUUGAGAGAAAGACAAAACUAGAAUUUAUAGAAAGAAAAUGGUGAGCAAGUGUUAAGUAGAGAUUCUCUCAUAAAACUGCCACACGAAAUUGGUAAUCUUCCACCGAUUGUGAAAUUCGUAGGAGGUUUUCAAAUAUGAUGUAAAAAAGAAAAAUUAAAUUAUGUGGCAGUUUUUUUUUUGUUUCUAGUUGGCUUUGUGUUUUUGAUCGUUAGUGUUUUUUUUAUGCGCGCACAAAAAGGUUAUAUCAAUAAAUCCCAUCCACAGCUUCUGUUUUCUGGGCAAUCUCGCAUUACCGUUACACAUCUAUAUAUACAUUGUAUGUAUAUAAUUAUAUAUGUAUAUGAAUAUUGUACAGGUGUUUCUAAGAUGCCAAUCAAUUUUCCAACACUUGGGUCCAAAAAUGGCAAGGAUACUUGUUAUUUAAGAUCGUAGUAUCAAAUAUGUAAAGUGCAUUUGAAACGAAACGUGCAAAGCUCCAUGACAAUGUGUUCAGAUACGAGAAUUCUGACCCAUUUAUAGCAAUAAUGAGAGUAACUUUACGAUAAAAGAAGUAAGACCAAGUCUGUCGUGUGGCGUUUUAUCAUGAUUAUAUUGAUUUUAGACUGUAUUAUCAGUCAAAGAGGUAGCAAAUCUGCAGCUUGGUGCAACUGAUGGCGUCAGAAAACAAAUCAAUAGCACUGUUUCUAAACGUGAAAAUGAAAUAAAAUAAAAGAUAUAUAAGGAAUUUUAGGAGUCGCGUUGCCCACAUUCUGAUGUCACAUAUAAUCAUUGUCGACAUUUUUCUUCUUUUUUUUUUUUGCUCAUCCGAUUUCUAGUUGUUUUAUUUUCUCCGUGAUUUUGUGUGAGAGAAUAAUGUAGGAUUUUUGUUUUGUUUUAAUACAUCACCGGCAACGCGAUUUAUUUUUCCAAAUUUUUUUACAGAUGGGCACAUUAUCGAACAAAAGCACAAGAUGAUGGUACCUGUCCAAAGAAUAGAUUAUUUACUUGGUUUUUCGAUACCAAAUUGUUGGUUUUUAAACCAAUCUUUUUAAUUGAUUUACAGAUAGCUAAACCGUAAAACAAUAAUCAUGAUGAACUUGUGAAGUCUUCUUAUAAAGAGAGUAGUGUUUUCUAAAAGUUUUUAAGCCGCGAUAAGUAGUUUUAUUUAUUUUUUUCGUCUUGGUAGACUAGAAUUCUGAAACGCGAGCCGUGUUAAUAGGAUAUUUUACACGUUUACAUCUACUUUUAUUACUCCAGAUAAAGAUAUAAAUAUUUCUAUUAAAUUGCGUGAUUCAAAGGAAAAAAUAGAAGACAUUUUAAUGGAGAUGAGGAUUUAAAUUUACUACGUGCAAUUGUAUAAUGUGCUAAGAAUCAAGUCAAGUCCCUGUUCUUGUUGCGUGAGGCGAUUCGUCCAUAUAAACAAUGAUUCCAAGUAUGUGGAAUCCAGGUUUCAGUGUUGAAUGGGAGAGUUUACCACUCACCAGAGAGAGUUCUGCGAACAUUUAAAUUUAAUAAAUCAAAAAUCGCUUUUUUUUAUACAAAUUAUUUAUAACAGUUUAGAGCUUAUUUGUAAAAUAAAGUAGAAGAGUAACUCAUAUAGUUUGAAGAGAAAAAACUUAUUAUUUAAAUUAAUUGUCGCUUUUUCUUGAGUAGUUCUGAAUUUUACAAAAAUAACAUUCGAUAUUUUUAAUACCAAACAG
Belonocnema kinseyi is the source of this 3570-nucleotide messenger RNA. Its product is annotated as SIN3-HDAC complex-associated factor. NCBI's taxonomy places the organism in Eukaryota, Metazoa, Arthropoda, Insecta, Hymenoptera, Cynipidae. The transcript is spliced from 6 exons. The record is from RefSeq and is a predicted model, not a curated record. Bases 441 to 1532 code for a protein of 363 amino acids. Gene Ontology annotation, biological process: negative regulation of cell migration.